Molecule: messenger RNA, 2927 nt
Organism: Ectocarpus sp. CCAP 1310/34
Lineage: Eukaryota; Phaeophyceae; Ectocarpales; Ectocarpaceae
Source: the annotation of a GenBank genome assembly
CGUCGUAUCAUACUUCACGUCACACUCUCUCGAUUGCUCGACACUCCCCACCCAUUGUCUCCGCUGGUCAUGGAGCUUCCCGUGGCGAUCUCACCCGCGUGUCACCCGCCCCCGCUGUCACCUCUAGCGCUGGGCGGCGGCAGCGAGAGUCACGGCCUCGAUGGUUGGGACGCGGAAGACUUCGACUUCGAAGAGCUUUUCCGAGAUGCGGAGGAGAUGGGGGCCGGAACGGCCAGCAGCGACGGCAACCCGGCCGCCGCCGCCGCUCCCACCGGUUCGCCCGUCAACACGAGUGACAUCGACCUCAGCCUCAAGGCGGAGUGGCUUGAGAGGGACGCUCUCUCUCCCGCAAUGCCGACUCCGAUCACUGCUGCUGUUGAACCAACAAGCGGCGGCACCCGCUCGCCCACGGCGGACGUGACCGGCCACAUCGUGAGCGAGGGCGACAUCAGUGCCGGUGCCGCGAUGGCCACGCGUACCGCUACCACCUCCACCUGGUCCACCACAAGCGUGUCCGAAGAAAGCGACGAUGGCGGCAGCAGCUGCAUCAUGGGAGGCGGUGUUUCCCCCGCGCGUUCCAACGACAGCAGUGUUGGCAGCGUUCAAGCACCCAGGAGCACCGUUAGCGAAGCUAGCACCGCCGCCGCCGCCGCCGCCGCCGCCGCCGCCAGCAACAACAGUAAGCGUCUGCUGGCCGUGAGCUCGGGCGCGGGUACGCCGAUCCUUCCUCUUGCCUUCGCCCCCGGAUUCAGCGGAGCGAGCAGCUCUAGCGCCGCCGCCGCCGCCGCCCUAUCCGCCUUCCCCGCUCUCAACUUCAGCGGCUUCCAAGCGGCAGCCGGGCAGGCGUUGAAGCGGCUGCGAGGAGGGGAUGCGCCAGCGGGUGCCGCUUUGGGGCAACCUUGUGCUGGAGGAGGGGCGGCGGCUGCUACGCCGCCGCGGCUGCUGUCGGGCGGCGAGGGCGGGGCGGGUCGGAUCACGAAGAGGGCCAAGCGAGAGGAGAGGCUUAUGAAGAACAGGGAGGCGGCCAACAGAUCGAGAGUGAAGCGCAAAGAGGUGCUGAGCGAGCUCGAGAACCGCGCGGACACCCUCUCGAAGAGCCUGGCGGCGUCCCGCGACGAGACCGCCUCCCUCAAGCAAGAGAUCGCCUCCCUCCGCGAGCAGAACUCCUUCCUGCGGGGCAUGCUCUCCGCCCAUGGCAGUGCCAUCGACCUCCCUCCCAUCGCGCCCAGUAAUGCUUCGUCGGACAGCCUCUGGCCACACCGUCACGGCCGCGGGCGCGGCGCCAGCGCCGCUGCCGCCGGCGCUAGCGCUAUCAUCGGGGCCGUCAGUACCGGCCUGGCGUUGAUCAGCUGUGUCGCUCUCUCCGCGGCCGGGUUCGGGGGCGGCAGCGGCGGGGGCGGGGGCGAGCCGCGCGCGGGCUACAGCGGUGGGUUUGGCGGCGGCGGCGGCGGCCGGGGUGUCGGAGAAAGGGGUUACGCCAGCCGUAGCGGGUUCGGCAGCAAGGGCAUGGGCGGAAGAAGGACGCUCUUGUCUGUUGACGAAGGCGACCCUUUUGACGCUUAUCCAUCCGGCGGAGAGACUUCUUCUCAGUUCGGGUUCGGCGGUAGCGUCGGGGGAUAUAUGGUGGUCGGCUUGGUGGUAGUCGCGCUCUUGUUCUUCGUUGCCCGCUGGACAUGCCGCAAGGCGGCCUCGCACCGCCGUGUCACCGGUCGUGGAAGGCGCGGCGGCGGCGGCGGCGGCGCGUCGAUGAUGGGGAGCAGGGCUAGCGGCGGCGGCGGGUUUGAUCACCUUGGGGGCGUUUGGCUCAUGGACAGGCUGUUUGGUAGCGAUAAGGCUGUCGGCAAGCUCAUGUAGCAGAGUUUGUCUCGUGCGCAAGUUGAGGGUCUUGAUUGCCGAACGGCAGAGUUUCAGUUUGUUUUUGUCGGUACCUGGACCUCAGCAUGACUUCUUUUUUCCCAAGCCGGGUCCCUGUUGGGGUAUGAUUGUUCAACCGCAGAAGGAAAGAGGAGAAAUAGAAAACCCUUCUGUGGCAAAGCAUGUACCUUACAUACAAACGGGCGUCCUGAGUGAUUGUGGUAAGAGCACAAGAGAGCAAGCAUACCGAUGCGUUCCAGUCCGUGUACCUGUUGGCGCUGACCUUUUGCGCCAUGUUAUGUUCGAUCUGGUUUGCCGUUCUUCCUCUUUGCUUGUUUUUGUCAGUCGAUACUCUUAAGUAUCAAAAUAGUGAAGUGAUUUUGUUCUUUUCUUCGUCGUGCAGCAUCUUUUAAGGUCGCGUGUGUUUAUAACACCGUUCCUAGUGCGGUAGAGUCGUGCUUCUUGUGUACCAUAGUAAAGCAUUGCCUCCGGCAAGAGGAGCCGGAGGUUACCGACGGUCGUCAGCGAGAAUUUGUUGUUGUACCUAAACAUGUUAUUUCUUUUUUUCUUUUUGUCGGGUGUUAAAUACAGAAGACUUUGUUUUUAGGGUCUGCUUCCCGCCCUCCUGCCGGAUUGAGGAUGCGUGCUGCUAGGUCUGUCAGAGGGAUUUGGAAAGCCAAGCACAUAUUGUGCAUGAGAUGUAUAUUCAAUAAAGGAUGUUUGACCGAAGUGCUUGCUAAUGCAUGUGGCUCAGGCAGGUCCCCCUUGCCUAUCGUAGUGCAAAUUCGCACACAUGCGCGAGUGGUACGCCGUGAUUUGUGCGCGUCGAGAUUCCCCUGCACGUUCUCCACAUGCGUUUGCCGUUCACGGUGUUGAAUGGUUGUUACACUUACACUUGCGUCCAGCUUGCGGGCGUGCGCCUCAAGGUAGACAUGGAAACAAAAACAGUUAAGAGAGUCAUCGGCGUCACUCUGCACGUGGGAGCUGGUUUUGAUGGCCUUGUAUUUUUCUGUUUUUUCGAGGUGGCCUGUACAGUUCCCUGGUGAGACAGUUCAACUACAACUCUCGUUCUA